UCAGUUAGUGUAUGUUUUUAGUUCAGCUAGUUUUUUAGUAUUUCAGGUAGUGUAUGUUACUCUGUCAGGUAGACUUAUUGCUUUUGCAUCUUAUGUUUAUCUUCCAGAUUUUUGUUCCUGUUCACAAGGAUGAUCAUUAUACUGUCUUGGUGCUGAACAAGAAAGCAAAAAGGAUUGAAAAUAUCGACAAUCGUACAGACAUGAAGGACAUUGAUAGAUAUAAGCAUGAGGAAUUUAAUGGUCUUACAUACUUUGGACGUACCUUUUUAUGAGCAUUUGUAUUUUUUUUUUUUGUUCCAUUUUAUUACUUGUUUUUAAAUUGUUGUUUACUUUUUGAUCUUCAAAUGCAGUGUCGUGCUUUUGAUUCUUUUAUGCAAGAGACUAUGAGAUGUCGUGAUUUUGAUCGUCUCCACCAUUGGCAAACAACAACUCUUUACUUCCCUUGGAGAAACAAGGACAACAAUUUUGAUUGUGGUGUCUAUGCAAUCAAAACCAUGGAGCUGUAUGACGGUCAAAAUACUAACCAUGGUGCACUUGUUGACCUGAAAAGGGCAGCCACCAAAAACCUUGAGCGGUGUAGGCUUGCUCUUCGUCUUGUGGACCAUCCUUUAAACAAACUGAGAGAGAAAGUGAAGCAUGACUGUUAUGUUUGGUCUGCAAAGAAACCUGAAUGAUGGCAAGACAGAAGAUAAGGAAGGAUAAAGAGGCUGUUCUAGAUAAAUUAGCAUUUAAUCGAUCAAAGAAGACGAAUAGAAAAGAAGCACACAUUUUACGGCGAAGGAGGGACAUGAGGCGAAAGUAGAAGAUGUGUUGAAUAAUAAUUUUGGAGACAAAGUGAAAAUAGAGCAACUGUUGAAAUUUCAUUAUUCUUAGGUGCCAAAC
Messenger RNA from Beta vulgaris subsp. vulgaris (sugar beet), 882 nucleotides. RefSeq lists its product as uncharacterized. Bases 345 to 674 code for a protein of 109 amino acids. NCBI's taxonomy places the organism in Eukaryota, Viridiplantae, Streptophyta, Magnoliopsida, Caryophyllales, Amaranthaceae. The transcript has 2 exons. The record is from RefSeq and is a predicted model, not a curated record.